CGAUGACGAGGUCACAACAGCACAACACAGCCCGGACAGAAACUUCCAGAGAAAUAUGUUGCUGUCCAGAAAACAGAGAGCUGUCAGUUCAGCCCUCUCAGAGUCACGGGAAUAUCUGCAGAAAUUUUGGGGAGGCACUCGGUCCAUCCAGAGGGAAGAAAUUCCUCUUGAAAAAUGUUUCGCUCAUUUACACCACACAAAAACCAGAGGUACUAUGACCUGAAGCAGGAAUGCAGAUUGGAAAAGAAGCUGUUUGAAGAUCCAGAGUUCCCAGCAACAGACAAGUCUCUGUUCUACCAGAAAUCCCCCCCUGGCCAUGUUGAGUGGAAAAGGCCUAAGGAAAUCUGUGAUGACCCUCACCUGAUUGUGGAGGGCAUCAGUGCCCAUGACCUGAACCAGGGGACUCUGGGAAACUGCUGGUUUGUGGCAGCCUGCUCCUGUCUGGCACUCAAAUCAGAGCUCUGGAACAAGGUGAUCCCUGACUGGAAGGAGCAGGAGUGGGAUCCCAACCACCCGGAAAGCUAUGCCGGAAUCUUCCACUUCCGCUUCUGGCUGUUUGGCGAAUGGGUGGAUGUGGUGGUGGACGACCGUCUGCCCACGAUCAACGGGAAGCUAAUUUACUGCCACUCCAACGUGUACAACGAGUUCUGGACCGCCUUGCUGGAGAAGGCCUAUGCCAAGCUGUCCAUGUGUUAUGAAUCCUUGGAUGGUGGAAACACAGCAGAUGCUAUGGUGGACUUCACUGGAGGAGUAGCUGAAUCUAUUGACAUGGAAGAGGGGAAGUAUGCCACAAGCAUCGCGGCGCGAAUGAAGCUAAUUGAAGAUCUGCUCAAUGUGUUUGAGAGAGGAGGUAUCAUUAGCUGUGCUAUAAAGGUCAAGCAGUCCGACAGAGAGAUCCACAUGGCCAACGGCUUGGUGAGAGGACACGCCUACUCCGUGACGUCACUCCGCAAGGUGCGGCUGGGCCACGGGCUGCUGGGCCUUUUGAACUCGGAGAAGAUCUUCUUGAUCCGCAUGAGGAACCCCUGGGGAAAGACAGAGUGGAAAGGCACGUGGAGCGAUAGCUCAGAGGAGUGGGAGAGAGUGGGCAGCACAGAGAGGACUGCCUUGGGCCUCACCGUGAAGAAUGACGGGGAGUUUUGGAUGGCAGUUGAUGACUGGUGUAAGAUCUUCACUGACGUGGACGUCUGUCGCCUCAUCAACACCUCCCUCCUGAGCAUCCAGAAGACGUGGCACGAGGCCGUCUUCUUCAGCAGCUGGACCAAGCACGCGGAGCCGCUGCACAACCGCAGCGGGGGCUGCGUCAACAGCCGGAGCACCUUCCUGCAGAACCCACAGUUUGUGUUUGAUAUUACAAAGGAUGAAGACGAAGUGCUGAUUUCCAUUCAGCAACGAGACAUGAAAAUACACAGACCGAUCAGCCAGGGAAAGAACCUUUACAUUGGCUUUUCCAUUUUCAAGGUGGAACUGAACAGAAAUUAUAGGAUGCAUAAGCUCAUAACCCAGAGGGUCGAGGCGACGUCCGCCUACACAAACACACGGACCGUUUUCAUGCGGAGGUUACUUUCAAAGGGUCGCUACAUCAUCAUCCCCUCCACAUUCGCGCCAGAGGACCUGGGGGACUUCAUGUUAAGGGUCUUCACAGAUGUGAAUUCCAGUUGCAGGGAGCUGACGCAGGACAAGCCCAAAGUGAGCUGCUGGAGUUUGUGCCUGGGCUACCCGCAGGUUGUCACGCAGAUCUACGUACAUGAAGCCAAUGGGCUGCAGAGUCAGGACAGCGAUGGCGGAGCAAACCCCUAUGUGAUCGUGUACUGUGAAGGAAGCUCAGUUCAGUCCACAGUACAGAGCAACACCCUGGACCCUCUGUUCGAUUUAAGGGCAAUAUUCUACAGGACGAAACCCAGAAAGCCAAUCACUGUGCAGGUGUGGAGCAACUGCACAAUGCAGGACCAGUUUCUGGGCCAGGUGGUGCUGCCCGCCUCUCAGAAGGACUUGGCCGAGCCUCAGAAGCUGCAGCUUCACAAGAGAGGCCAGCAGACAACGGAACAGAUGCCCGGCACCGUCACCCUCAAAGUGGUCACCUCCAGCCAGCUUACUGCCAUGUAAAACCCCCAAGGGUAGCUCUGCCCACUGCCCGAAUGACGAGCAUCAUCCUACAUCCUGUUCUGGACUCAUUCUACUGGCUUCACUCUGCCAGUAGUCCUUGGGGAAAGACUGUGGAUCUCAGCAUUGGGCUGCAUUUAUUUUCAUUGGUUGACCAAGUGACAAAAUGAGCCGUCUCAUUGUGUAUUAUUCCUAAUUUAAAUAAUUCAGCCUUCCAGCUCAUUGCAAAAUACGAAAGGACUAUUGGAAUAAUUUGUGCUGUAGAAUCCUGCAGUCAUAAUUGGCCUGUAUAAUAGGACAUACUUACACAGGAAGAGUCCACAUUUGCAAUAAUGGGCACAUUUAUGAUUGUUCACUGUAAAAAUGCACAUAUAUUAAUAACAUUUGACAAGACAUAUUGGAGCACAUACAUGCAUUCCAGCUGCUUUUAAGUGGCAUGUAUACAAAUAGGGGAAAUGCAAAGACCAGUGUUGAAGACGUGCCCAAAUAUUAAAUCAACCAGCCCUCCUGAGACCUACUCACCAUUCAUGAGUGAGGAGAGUGAUUUAUACACAAUAAACUAGGGGUUCACUAAACAUGUCAUAUACACAUUCGGCCUGCAUAAUAUGCUGUAAAUGCCUUCUCUUGCCUCGGCGAUGAGUGGUACUCCCCAAGCAUCAGUUAUGCUGCUUUGCUAAUGUUCACUAAUACCUGAAAGGUGACUAUAGGUCAGUUUAGCUCUACUUAGAGGCUUGAGAAAGUUUCUGAAGAAUACUGAAAAGGUUAUUUUGUUUAUAAAACACAGGGAAGUUGGUAAGAAAUAUCAAGCUAAUUCACCAGUGAAUUGGAAUAAAAUAAAAUCAGAUAUUCAGAAUUAUUGGCUGCAUAGUUAUGUCCCAGGCAUUUUGUAAGUAACUAGUAUACAGCAGUUAGCUUAUACUGGGCAUUUAUUUUUAUAUACAGUAAUACUAUUUAAAUAAUAGACACACUAUUCAUAAAUAUUCCACAUGUAUUUAUCAGUAUAACAUUAAAACAUUUUAAACAAG
Anguilla rostrata (American eel) is the source of this 3128-nucleotide messenger RNA. RefSeq names its product calpain-5-like. Gene Ontology annotation, molecular function: calcium-dependent cysteine-type endopeptidase activity. Gene Ontology annotation, cellular component: cytoplasm. Bases 175 to 2106 code for a protein of 643 amino acids. The transcript is spliced from 13 exons. Gene Ontology annotation, biological process: proteolysis. NCBI's taxonomy places the organism in Eukaryota, Metazoa, Chordata, Actinopteri, Anguilliformes, Anguillidae. The record is from RefSeq and is a predicted model, not a curated record.